AUGGAGGCUCAAAUCAUAGCGACGAAACUGAUAAAACCAGCAGUUCCCACUCCUGAUCAUCUGAGGAUUUGUAAGUUAACCUUCCUCGAUCAGCUUGCUCCGAUGGUUCACGUACCAUUUAUGCAAUUCUACAAAGCUAAUCCCCGUGAGAACGUACAGGAAAAGCUUCUCAACUCAUUAUCACAAACACUCAUCCGAUUCUACCCCUUAGCCGGAAGGUUCAUCGAAGAUGGCUGGUACAUUGAUUGCAACGACAUGGGAGCCGAGUACAUAGAGGCCAAAAUCAACAUCGAACUGCAUGAAUUUCUCACCUUAGCACCUCAAAAUAUUCAUCUCUUAGAUCAUCUCCUCGCGAGGAACGAUCUUGAAGCAGUUAGUUAUCUUGACACCACUCCCAUCCUUUGUCUGAAAGUAACCACUUUCAGAUGCGGGGGAAUAGCAAUUUGCACACAUCUGUCACAUAAAUUAGUCGACGGAUUUACAGCAGCUGCAUUUUUUCGCGAAUGGAGUGGCACAUGUAAGUCCAAUACGAUCCGUCAACAAGUUGCUUUUCCACCAGACUAUGGCCUUGAUAAGGUUUUUGAUACUAGAAAUAUUCCAGAUGACAUUAAUCCGAAGCACGACCUAUCAGAAUCUCCCAAACAAAAAGUUGUUACAAAAAUAUUUGUAUUCGGAGAACAAGCCAUAUCCACCUUGAAGUCCAGGCUCGCUAAUAGCACAGAUAUCACGCAGCCUACACGCGUGGAGGCUGUCACGUCUACGGUGCUUAAGGCUAUAACUUCCGCCACUGAUUCGAGGAAAGAUUACUUAAUGUUUUAUUGUUCCAUAAAUAUGCGAGGCAGAACAAGUCUUAUGAAACGAGCAUCGGAUGAUAAUUCAUUAUUAUGCGGGAAUUUCUGCAUUCCGGUUCCAAUUAAAAUCGACCGAAACAAUAAAAAUGUGGAGGUACAGGACGUGGUGACUCUGAUGAGGACUAAAAUUGGGGAAGUUGUGGAGCUUUGUUCCAGGAGUCUGAAUCCUGAUGAGUUGUACUCGAAAUUGGCUCUGAACCUUCGUGAAAUAAUCGGGAGUAUGGGGAAAGAAAAUGUGGAUACGGUGUAUUUUAGUAGCUUAUGCAGGUUUCCGUUUUACGAGGCUGAUUUCGGGUGGGGGAAGCCGGAGUGGGUGACAACAGGGGGGAUGACGAUAGAGCUGGCGUUUUUCAUGGACCCGAAAAGUGGGGGAGGAAUAGCUGCGACGGUGUGCUUGGAAGAGGAGAAGAUGGUGCGGUUUGAGUGUGAUCCUGACAUUCUUGCAUUCACUUCCUAG
Molecule: messenger RNA, 1308 nt
Organism: Daucus carota subsp. sativus
Lineage: Eukaryota; Viridiplantae; Streptophyta; Magnoliopsida; Apiales; Apiaceae
Product: acyltransferase Pun1
Exons: 1
Coding region: 1-1308 (435 amino acids)
Source: RefSeq, a predicted model, not a curated record